ACACUACCUUUCCAGUUUGGGACCGCCCCAAUAUGGCGCCCAAAAAACGUGGUGUAACAGACAGCUUGUCCAAAGCGGACAGUGAAGAGAUCAUGGAGAGUUGGGGAUUGGAAUUAGGCUCGAGCGACGACGAGGCCCCCGAUGAGGUCACCUUUGAGGAUUCUAAGGCCCAGGCGCUCCGGAACGUCAAACAGGCCCUGGAAAAUGGUAGAAGGGAGAAGGACCUGCUGAAGGAGAAGAGGAAGAAGAGGUUGGAACUGUUCCAGGAGCAGAAGAAAAGAAAACUGCUUUCUGCCAAACUUCUGGAGGAAAUCGACUUGUCGCGGCAGAGCCAGCAAGAAGCUGACGCGAAGCAUCAAGAUGAGGAUGAAGAUCAGGAGAAAAAAACACGGAAGGAAAAACUGAAACACUCCAGAAUGCUGAAGGGGAACUACAAAGUGACGACAGUGAAACCUCUAACACUGGCGUCUUCUCAGCAGAAGGCGGCCGAGGAUUUCCUACAUUCGCGGCUUUAUGGCGAGGGAAGUUGCCGUACCACCACUAACGAGAUGCUGUCCCUUCAAAAUAAGACGUCAAGGACCAAAGGCGCAGCCUUUUGCUUUGUCAAGAGCAAUUGGGCUCCCGAGCAAAAGAUCAAAGCGGAGAACCUGAAGCGACGCUGGAUACACAAACAUGUUCCCUCUAGCUGAUCGGACCGUUGCAAAGAUGCCCACUCGCCGUGCCUGGAUGCCAAACGCUGUUGUCCGUUGAAAGCGAGUCCACCCUGAGACUAAAUGUUGUCCACUUUCCAUCUUGAGUGAGGACCAAUCACGGACAAGUAUUAUUUUGCGCGAGGACAGUGUUGCCAUGGCACCCGGUCUUCUGCCCACAUGUCAUUGGGACAAGUUGCCAAUGGCAUGGAAUUGUGGGUAAUUUGUCACGUUAUCUUUGGACAUACCUUUUUAUGUUGCGAUUAAAAUCGUUUUUCCUCGA
Messenger RNA from Hippocampus zosterae (dwarf seahorse), 972 nucleotides. RefSeq names its product nucleolar protein 7 (gene nol7). The record is from RefSeq and is a predicted model, not a curated record. Gene Ontology annotation, molecular function: RNA binding. The transcript has 7 exons. Gene Ontology annotation, cellular component: nucleus. Bases 33 to 689 code for a protein of 218 amino acids. NCBI's taxonomy places the organism in Eukaryota, Metazoa, Chordata, Actinopteri, Syngnathiformes, Syngnathidae.